UCCUUCUAUUUUGUCUCAACAAGAGCUAGGCUUACGGUGUUUACCCUAGCACAGCCAGCCCAAGCGGAUCUACAGAUCUACUCGAGUAACGUCCUAGAAUGCUUCGCCCUGGUCCGGAGAGUGACCUACGGUACAAGUACUGUAGCUGCUAGAGUGCUACGAAUGGUAACACUGGCGGCGGUAAAGCGCUAGACUACGGUACUCGUUCACGAACAGUACGAGCAAUGAUGGCGGGCGCCCCCAAAGACCCACACUUUUGCUGUUAGCAGAGAUAUUUUGUUUUUCUUCCAAGCCAAAAAUCUCCCAGCCGCCUAUGAUAUCAUAUUAUGGAGAAGAAUUCAAAUACGGUGGUACGGUAGGGUGCAGCAAUCACGUUAGUGUUUUUGGGAGGAGUUGGCGGGGUUCGCAGGGUCAUCUACGAGUACCUUUCGUGGCAUCCUAGUCAUUGAUAAUUACCAUACCUACACGAUAUCGACAGGACCCCGUCUUGGGGGAUAAAAGUGCUUCAUUCUAGACAACGUUGUGAGGACAUUUCGAAACUUGUUAUCACCGUACCGGUACGGUACUUUUGUCCAAGAAUGCAGGGAACCUGCCAUCGUAAGUCAUCCUAGAGAAGUUGGGGGAGGAAAAAGAAAUUAACUUCAAGCAUGAGAAACGGCACAGCGCGUGUGUGUGAAAAAGCCUUCCCGUGCCCCGCACAACGUCUUCCAAGUGUCUCCAAUUAUGGAGCCGUCACUCGAGCACCCGAGCACCAGUAUGGAUGCAUGCGAUCCACAACUGGAGCACGGUAUGUUAUCUUGCCCGUUUGACCCAGGAUAUCUGGUCUAAACUUGCCACGCUUUUAAUUCCUAGAAUGGGGUGGAAAGGUCCCUUUGCGUACAGAAAUUGUGCCUCGAAACAUCCCUGCCUCACGGAAUUUAUAUCUCAUUGGCUCAACAUCUUUUUCCCCGGGUCCCAGAUAGGCAAUGAGUAGAACUCAAGUGUAAGGGAACUGUCAAGCGUUGGCUAGCACACUGCUUUAGCAUGCCACAACUCAGCCAUAUCAAAUAGACCCCCCUGACCUGGAAUUAGGGAUAAUACCGGUAUUGGGCUACCUUUCCUGGUCUGGAUAGCAUGGCUGAGAGGUUACGGGUGGCCCACAAAAACAGAAUGGUUGCUCGAAAAAUGCGGGGCUAGUUUACUGAUGGCUCUUAUGUGAACUAUAUCUCCCGUGUCCUUUCACCUUUACUCCGUCGCAACUUUUCUUGCAUUUAUUGAUCACCCGCAAUACAUACAUAAUCCCUUUCACAUCCCCAACAAUGUCGUAUCAGCAGUACGGAGUCGGCGAAUAUUGGCAGGGCGCACCAGAAGGGGCCAACCCAAAUCCACUAGCUGAAUACAAUCCCAGCCCCGAGGCAGCGCACACUUCCCAAUCUGGACCAGGAUAUAAUCAAAAAGAGUCUGAUCAAAGUGGUGGGCUCGGAGCAUCUGGGGGGGGGAUAUGGGGAAUGAAAAGGAAGACCUUUAUAGUUGUGCUGGGGAUCUUUAUCAUCCUUAUCAUCGCUCUAGCGGCAGGUGUCGGGGGGGGAGUGGCAGCGACCGUUGCGAAAAAUAACGACAGGGACGCACCAGAGCUGCUAAAGUCAUCUGCAUCGGCAGACCCCUCAUACGUACCCCCCGAACUGCAGAACCCGCAGUCCAUCGACAAAUUGGCUGUCAAUUGGGAUAGCAGCUCUAUUCAAUUAUUCUAUAAAGACACGGAUCACAACAUCAGACGCCUAGACUACGAUGGGUCUAAAUGGGGGAAACCAACGCCACCGAUCUUUAAACCUAGGGACGAUUCUGGGAUUGCUGCGAUAAGCUGGUUUGAGGAGGGGCCUCCACAGCGACAACAGGUACGAGUGUACACUCUGAAUGUAGGCAACUCCCUAGUGGAAACUGUUUGGAAUAGCUCUCAGCCCGGAACAUGGGAUACCAACCUUUUAUCUUCAACGCUAGAUCCAGCUGCAGCGGGAAGUCAAUUGACGGCCUACGCCUGGAAUGCAAACGGGGUGCAGAACAUCCGAGUUUAUUAUCAAGGACAAGAUGGGUACAUCCGGGAGGCAGUUUACACCAGCGGCUCGGGUGCCAGAUGGAGAAAGGGUGAUGCGCCAAAGAUAGAAGAUUUCCCACAAGCAAGGAGUGGCAGUGGGUUGGCUGUUCUCUUGUUUUCGGAUAGGAACCAAGCAGAAGACGCGAGUUUAUAUUACCAGAACAUGGACGGGAAGUUGGUGUCUUAUGAUUACAAGAGAGCAGCGACCUUCGUAGAAAGUUGGAAGAAGUACGUGUACGCGUGGGGCAACGGUCAGCAAUCCCAGCUCGGGAGGCGUGUCUCUGAGAGACGUCGCCUCACCGGGCAGAACCCUCGCCAGGUGUCCCUUCCCCGGUACCAGGUCACCUACGUCGCUACCGGCUCAUACCAUUCUUUCGCAAUUACCCGGGACUGUAGGGUCUGGGCAUGGGAGCUCAAUCAAUAUAGACAAUGCAGGAUAUACGGACCUCCGCGCGCUGGUGUAGAACACACAGUAAUUCCCGUUCCUACCAUCGUGCAGAGUCUUGCAGGGUACACGAUCGUUCAGAUAUCCGCCGGGGAACAUCACUCAACCGCCCUGACCGAGACCGGUGAGCUCCUGGUCUGGGGCCGUCUUGACAGUAGCCAGCUCGGUAUAGACCCUGCGGCGCAUUCAGCGGAAGAUUGCGUCUGUGACGUGAGGGGCAACCCCCGCUAUCUCAGGACCCCACAUGCUGUCUCCGGCAUCAGGUUCUCCACCAUUGGCUGCGGCACAGACCACAAUGUUGCCGUCUCGAUGGAGGGACAAGCAUACUCUUGGGGCUUGAAUGCCAGUCAUCAAACCGGCCUCGGCCCCCGCGCGUGUGAUGAGAUCAUUACCCCUACAAGGAUUGAAAACACGGCCACCAGAGGUGUCAAGAUGACCUUCGCCGCUGCCUGUGGGCAGUUCUCUAUCUUCGCAGGAAUUCCCGCAGAACCUGCUAGUUGCGAUUAA
Molecule: messenger RNA, 3023 nt
Organism: Tuber melanosporum (Perigord truffle)
Lineage: Eukaryota; Fungi; Ascomycota; Pezizomycetes; Pezizales; Tuberaceae
Exons: 7
Coding region: 1299-3023 (574 amino acids)
Cellular component (GO): cytoplasm
Molecular function (GO): guanyl-nucleotide exchange factor activity
Source: RefSeq, a predicted model, not a curated record